Molecule: messenger RNA, 498 nt
Organism: Penaeus chinensis
Lineage: Eukaryota; Metazoa; Arthropoda; Malacostraca; Decapoda; Penaeidae
Exons: 2
Coding region: 1-498 (165 amino acids)
Source: RefSeq, a predicted model, not a curated record
AUGACCUUGUUAAGGGAGCUGUUUGACGGCGAAGUGAAGGAACCCGAAACGAGGUCAUCAUACGAAUACGUUAUCAAUCUGCGGGAAAGGUUAGAAGACACUUGUCCGGCGGUUGUGGUGGUUAACGACGAGGAUAAUACAGAGGGAAGAGCAACGACAAUUCCCAGUUACAAGCAGCGAGAAACCUGGAGAGAUGUCUCGUUGGAUUCAGACUUGCCAGCUGAUCAUCAAAACGACGCGAGAGGCAUCCUGCAAGCGUUUGGCGACGUGCUCACCGAUGUCCCAGGUAAAACAACAGAAUUAGAGUAUAACAUUGAAUUAACAGUUCCUGAAAUUAUAAGAGUAAAACCAUAUCCUUUACCGUACAGAUUAGAGGAAGACGUGAAAAAUGAAUUACGUAGUAUGCUGGAGAUAGGCAUAAUUGAGCCUUCAGACUCUGAUUAUUCUACACCUAUUUUAGUAGUCCCUAAAAAAGAUGGAAAUCGGAGACUUUGUUGA